ACCGUGGCGGUCAAUUAUAUUAAAUAGAGCCGCGUGUGUAGCGGCCAGCCACAAUUUUCUGUUUACUUUCGCGGUUGUUUUAUUAUGUAUGAAUACUGCAGUUAAACUCUUCCAAUGAUAAACCGGGUUUAAGGUCAGUUUAGUGAUAUUUUAAAAAAAUGAACUGAAGUGAUAAAAUGAGUCCAGAGACACCGAGUUCUUCGGGCAGUGAUAGCUCGAGACCACCACCAUUGAAAGGUGCGGAGGAACGUCUCAUGGUAGCAGUGAGAGUGAGACCGUUGAAAGAGGAUGAACCUCAUAGAGUUUUGUAUGCGGCUAAUAGUAAGACCGUGGUGCUGGAAGAUGCCGACAAAAACGACGCGAUUCGUCAAAAAAAGGGCUUCGAAAGACAAUACACCUUCGAUGUUGUCUUCAAUGAAACUUCCAGCCAAGAGGAGGUGUACAAUACCACCACCAAUAGUCUUGUAAAGGAUGUACUCAAUGGAUACAACGGUACUGUUUUUGCUUAUGGAGCCACCGGUGCCGGAAAAACCCAUACAAUGGUGGGCAGCAAGGACCAACCUGGCAUAAUGAUCCGAGCGCUCAAUGAUAUCUUCGAGGCAGUUAAAGAAAACGAGGACGAAUACUCGGUGACUAUGUCCUACCUUGAACUAUACAAUGAAAAUAUUAGGGAUCUGCUGAAUCCUUCUUCGGGGUAUUUGGAGCUGAGGGAAGAUUCUAGAGGUAGGAGUAUUCAUGUUGCUGGCAUAAGUGAGAUAUCUACCACUUGUACUGAUGAGGUUAUGCAACUGUUACACAAGGGUAACAAGGCAAGAACCGUAGAACCAACAGCGAUGAAUCAAACUUCUUCGAGGAGCCACGCUUUACUUAGCGUUACUGUAAGGCAUACGACCCCGGUGAACCAAAAGGACCAUUUAAGAAUGAGAAUAAAACAGGGCAGACUGUUCAUGAUAGAUCUGGCAGGAUCCGAACGAGCGAACAAAACCAAAAAUCGCGGAAAAAGACUCCAAGAAGGAGCCCACAUAAACAGAUCACUUUUGGCUUUGGGAAAUUGCAUUAAUGCCUUAGCAGGGGGCGCCAGAUACGUCAACUAUAGAGAUUCUAAGCUCACUAGGUUAUUAAAAGAAGCUUUGAGUGGUAAUUGUAAAACUGUUAUGAUCGCCCACGUGAGCCCUUCUGCUAAUCAGAAGGACGAAUCCAGAAACACUUUGAUAUAUGCUGAUAGGGCCAAUAAUAUAUCGACUAAAGUGGAACGGAACAUUCUAGAUGUGUCUUAUCAAGUAACGCAAUAUCAGACGGUGGUAAAUGAACUUAGGGCUGAAAUUUCAAGAUUACAAACCAAAAUGAAAGAGGAAAGACCUCGUUCGGCUGACAUUAAUAAACUCGAUGCGGAACAGCGAAGUGCGGAAGUAAGAAGCUUAAGGGAGCAAAUCGUCGAUACUUUUAAAACUCAAAUGAAACUCCGAAGGAAGCUUAUGGAAAUCGAUGCCCAUUUAUUAGGUUUGGGAAUGGAGGCGGAACGUCAACACUUACUAAUCUCCCAUUGGGAGUCGAGAAAUAACAAACUAUACAAGAACAAUUUUAGCGGGAGUAGAGCUAAGACACAGCAAACUAUACGGAGAAGAAGGUUAGGUACCGCAGACGGUUUCAGGUCAGCAGGCAACGAAGAUAACGCUAGUUCAGAUAUGGAGGAUGCAGAGGAGGAAACUGCCGUUCAACAAGCUUGGGGGGAGUUGGCUGAUAUCGAAAGAGAGCAAGACCGAUGGACUGAGUUAAGAGGUCACAUUGAACUGAAGUUGGAAGCUUGCAGGCAACGUGGAGUGCGACUGGAAGACAAACUACCCUCAUUAUUAUCGUCAGACGACGAAAGGGAAAUAUUAGCCCUAAUAUGUAGGGUCCAUGAACUAGAAGCGGAUAAAAUGGCGUUACAGUCGGAACGACUAGUGAGACAACACGAGCUUAAAAGGCGAGACUUAUUAAUUUUAAGAUACGACAGACAGAGACAGCUAUGCGAGGAGAUCAUCACUAGACAGCGACAGCUUAUAGAAGAAGUGAAACUGAAACUACCACCGGACCUGCAAGAACUUUACCAAAUGUACCAGCAAGAGAUCCACGCGGCCACUUACACGGACUUUCAUCCCCCUUCUACUGCGGGAGUAACACCCGACAAGUUACCACCGAUAAGUAAAAUUUAUAGUGACCCGAUGUUUCGUCCCACUCUCACUUCGGACCCGAGCAUUUCUCCACCCUCGUCUUCGGAGGGUAGCGGGGGUGAGGACAAGGACACGAAUAUCGAUAAGGUGUUGGGUCACGUUGUGACCAGACCGGGUGUCACGAGGUUACCCCCUUUGCCUCCCAGUCCCCCCGUACGAAUAUCAGGAUCUAGAGAUUCUGGAUAUACAAUGAGAAGGGCAAUAAGCGAGGACAGACUCUCGGAAACUCCCGGCCCAAGCUCCAAUAAGGACUAAUACUAACGUAUUUUCACUUUUAAAUGUAAAAAUUGUACUUUUGUUUAUAAAUGAUUGAACUGUAAUAAAACCACAAAUAUUUCCAAUCAAUAA
Anthonomus grandis grandis is the source of this 2561-nucleotide messenger RNA. Its product is annotated as kinesin-like protein KIF19. Lineage: Eukaryota; Metazoa; Arthropoda; Insecta; Coleoptera; Curculionidae. The transcript is spliced from 16 exons. The record is from RefSeq and is a predicted model, not a curated record. The coding region runs from base 177 to 2468 and encodes 763 amino acids. Gene Ontology annotation, molecular function: microtubule motor activity; ATP binding; microtubule binding. Gene Ontology annotation, biological process: microtubule-based movement.